Molecule: messenger RNA, 4760 nt
Organism: Canis lupus familiaris (dog)
Lineage: Eukaryota; Metazoa; Chordata; Mammalia; Carnivora; Canidae
Gene: RHOBTB1
Product: Rho related BTB domain containing 1
Exons: 13
Coding region: 626-2722 (698 amino acids)
Biological process (GO): proteasome-mediated ubiquitin-dependent protein catabolic process; small GTPase-mediated signal transduction; regulation of proteolysis
Cellular component (GO): cytoplasm
Molecular function (GO): GTPase activity; GTP binding; ubiquitin protein ligase binding
Source: RefSeq, a predicted model, not a curated record
CACUGUCACUCAGAAGAGAUUAGGAUCUGGGCAGGACGUGUCCCUGCUGGACUGUUCAGAAAGUAGAUGCAGCGUCUGCGGCUCCUCGCGUCCAGCCCUCAGGUGAUGCGUGGCUGGUUUUCCUUGGUGCGGGAGCUCUGAAAGCCCAGGCUCUAAGAGGUCUGGGUCAACAAUGAGACUGUCGUCCGCGGAGGCUUUCUGGGCCCUGCUCUCCCACACCUUCUCGUGUCUGGAGGAGGGCCACAUUGGAGGAUCCUAAAAAGUUUGUAAUUUUAUAACAUUCAAGAAGCACAUGAAAGAGGCCUCUCUCAUCAAGUAUUCUUGAUUAAGUUAUGAAAAUGGAAUUGAAGCCUGUUCUCUUCCUUCGUAUGGUAAGUCCAGCUGUGAGCAGGGUGUUCUGUUCUUCACUUCCAGAAAGCCAGUUUAUAAACAAAGUCAUCACCACUCUUCCUGAAAUCCUGUGUUCCCUGUGCACAUGGCAGAAAUUGGGAAAUAGGCAAAUAAAAAAACUGAAAUGAACUGGGUAUAGCAGCCACUGUUUCCAGAUGUCCUAGGACACUUCUAUCUCCAAAUGUUCCCUCCAGCUGUCCCAUCAAGCACAUUAUCAUAUCUCUGAGUUUUAUAAAUGGACACUGACAUGGACUACGAAAGACCGAACGUUGAAACCAUCAAGUGUGUGGUCGUGGGAGACAACGCCGUGGGGAAGACACGCUUGAUCUGUGCCAGAGCGUGUAAUACGACGCUAACGCAGUAUCAGCUGCUGGCUACCCAUGUGCCUACCGUGUGGGCGAUUGACCAGUACCGAGUGUGCCAGGAGGUCCUGGAGCGUUCCCGGGAUGUUGUUGAUGAAGUGAGCGUCUCUCUCAGGCUUUGGGACACUUUUGGAGAUCAUCACAAAGACAGGCGUUUUGCAUAUGGCAGGUCUGACGUUGUGGUCCUCUGUUUUUCGAUCGCUAAUCCCAAUUCCCUAAAUCAUGUGAAAACCAUGUGGUAUCAAGAAAUCAAGCACUUUUGCCCUCGCACACCUGUUGUUCUAGUUGGCUGCCAGCUAGAUCUCCGCUAUGCUGAUCUUGAAGCUGUUAAUCGAGCCAGACGCCCUUUAGCGAGGCCCAUAAAGAGAGGGGAUAUUCUGCCCCCAGAAAAAGGCCGAGAGGUUGCCAAGGAACUCGGCAUACCAUACUAUGAGACAAGCGUAUUUGACCAGUUCGGCAUCAAGGAUGUGUUUGACAAUGCAAUCCGAGCAGCGCUGAUUUCUCGCCGACACCUGCAGUUCUGGAAAUCUCACCUAAAGAAAGUUCAGAAACCUUUACUUCAGGCACCAUUCCUACCUCCAAAAGCCCCUCCACCAGUCAUCAAAGUUCCAGAAUGUCCCUCCACGGGGAUGAGCGAAGCUGCCUGUUUACUGGACAAUCCUCUGUGUGCCGAUGUCCUGUUCAUCCUUCAGGACCAGGAGCACAUCUUUGCACAUCGAAUUUACCUCGCUACCUCCUCUUCCAAAUUUUAUGAUCUUUUUUUAAUGGAAUGUGAAGAAACCCCAAAUUCGAGUGAAGGAGCUGGUGAGAAAGAGAAGAAGAGCCGGGAUUUCCAGGGGCAGGCAUUGAGCCUUAACCCGGAUGAGGAAAGGGAGGAAGGUGCCCCAAGGACACUUCAGACCAGUCAGUGGAAGUCCUCGAGCCAGAGCCUGUCCCAACAGGAGAGUCUGGGGCUGGAAGCUGAGAGCUCAAUUCCAGAGAUGCAGACUUUGUCAGGCUGGAGCAAGGGGUUCCUUGACAUGCACAAGGAGAUGCAAGUCAAUCCUGUCUCCAAGCGGCUGAGCCCCAUCACCGUGGUCAGAAUGGACUCAUCCGUCCAGCCAGGCCCUUUUCGGACCCUGCUCCAGUUCCUUUAUACAGGACAACUGGAUGAGAAGGAGAAGGAUUUGGUGGGCCUGGCUCAGAUUGCAGAGCUUCUAGAGAUGUUUGAUCUGAGGAUGAUGGUGGAAAACAUCAUGAACAAGGAAGCCUUCAUGAACCAGGAGAUUACCAAAGCAUUUCACGUCAGGAAGGCCAAUCGGAUAAAAGAGUGUCUCAGCAAAGGGACAUUCUCAGAUGUGACAUUUAGGUUGGAUGAUGGAGCCAUCAGCGCCCACAAACCGUUGCUGAUCUGUAGCUGCAGGUGGAUGGCUGCCAUGUUUGGGGGCUCAUUUGUGGAAAGCGCCAACAGCGAGGUAUAUCUCCCGAACAUAAACAAGAUGUCAAUGCAAGCAGUAUUGGAUUAUCUUUAUACCAAGCAGUUGUCACCUAACUUGGACCUGGACCCACUGGAAUUAAUUGCCUUGGCAAACAGAUUUUGCCUGCCACACUUGGUUGCCCUUGCAGAGCAGUAUGCUGUUCAGGAGCUGACCAAGGCUGCGAUGAGUGGUGUGGGCAUUGAUGGGGAAGUGCUCUCGUAUUUGGAAUUGGCCCAGUUCCACAACGCCCACCAGUUGGCCGCCUGGUGUUUGCACCACAUCUGCACCAACUACAACAGUGUUUGUUCCAAGUUCCGCAAGGAGAUCAAAUCGAAGUCCGCAGACAACCAGGAGUACUUUGAGCGGCACCGCUGGCCCCCCGUGUGGUACCUGAAGGAAGAAGACCACUACCAGCGAGUGAAAAGAGAACGGGAGAAGGAAGACAUUGCACUAAACAAACAUCACUCAAGACGAAAGUGGUGCUUCUGGAAUUCGUCUCCAGCAGUCGCCUGAGGAGGAAGAGAUAAAAAUGAGUAAUCUGACGCACCACUUGUUAAAAGCACUACUGUAAAAUUAGUCUUAUUAUUAGAGAUAAAUUGUAGUUCAGGUUUCAGGCACUGAUCUUCCUCCACUUUCGUGCAUUUCUCCUUGUUGGGAUCAAAGCACAAGCUCCCCAUCUAUGAGCCUGGACAAAAAAGGGAAGCUGACACUCACGGCAUUCCUUAAACUUAUAUGUAUGUUUUUUGUUAGAAGGCUUAAUAAACUUUAGUCUGUCACUUCGUUUCUUUUUAUACAAAGGAAGACAAAAAAAAAUCCAGCUUUCAUGUUUCAAAUUCCAAAUUGGAAAAUAUUUUUAUAUGGUCUCUUGUAUUUUGUUGAAAUGAAAAUACUGUGUAUUACUUUAUUUUACAGGCCACAAAUUAACCAUGAAGUCGCCCUGUGAUUCUCUUUGCCCACAUGACCACCAGGCAUUAUUACAUAAUGAGAGGGUUAUCCUCUCGUUGUGAAGUGCAGGGUUGGAAUGAAAUUCCCCCAAGCGCAAGUUAGAGAGUGUUUAAUCUUUGUUCUGCCGAAUAACACUGGCGUAAUUACCAAGUCAGCUCCAAGACUGUGUAUUUACAAUAUUUGCCGUGUAAGUGCUAGUAAUUAUAUGGUUAUAUGUGCCAUGUAAAAUAUAGUGAUAUCAAGUCUUCUGUUGUUUAAAAUGUCCAGAUUCAAAAGGAUAAUCUUUAUAAUCAUUAGAAGGGCUUAUUAAAUCCCAGCAGUAUCCAGGGCAAACCCACCGGGGGACCCGAACACACGAGACGCCCUCAGAGCACCAGUGUCUGAGUGGCUGUGUGAGGCUUUGCGUCUCCUGGUGUCCCUGGGUCUUGCCAUGCUUCUGCGUGCAGAUUCUUCAAUGACUUGAACUGAGAUGGGCAAGGGAAGGGAUCCCCAGACUUUGUCCCAAUCGUCGGCAGGCUUGUCACAUCUCACCCACGGAAACAGGCUUCUCAGGUCUCUUACCUGCAGCCAACUUCACUUUGUAAGACACGCAUUUUUAACUCUUCCCAGGGAAAAUUCAUGCCACUGUAGAAGCAGGCUGAGGCAGACCACCCACCCCUGCCAAAGGUCAGCGGGGCCUGUGAAGGCGUAAUGCUGGAGGCUGGGUCGUCUGGGGUCCCUGCAUUCUCCAACGCAGACAGGAACCUUAUUCCAAGAGUCUAGGAAAUGGUGCUAUUGUUAGUCUUGACCCUUUGUUGUUCUGAGUUUUCAGUGUUAAAAUGGAAAGUAUUGAGCAGGGGAGCUUCAGAGAAGCAGGCAGCCGUUGCUUCUCUACACAUUAAAAUGCUACAGCACUCAUAUGGGGCAUUUUAAGGCCACAGCUCCAUACCUGCUGUGGGAUGUGGUGUGGUGGGGGCUGGGGCUGAUUUUGUUGGGAGGUCAACAGAGGAUGCUAAAGGCUGUUGAUUUUUUUUUUUCUAGCUUUCGAAAGUUGGAAAAGAGACAGUUGAGUCCAAACCCCACUAUUGACAACCAUACGCAUUUGAAAAUCUAUCCAGAUUACAGAUGGACAUUUAUUACUGGCAGUGGAUACACACCAGAUCCAAGAUUUUGGAGAGGCUCAGAAAUGCAUCACCGCCUCAUGGCAAAGGAGAGGGCAGUAGAGUAGAAAUGGAUGGUUGUAAAUGCAUCUACCUUAAGUUUUGGUCCGUAGUGUUGUAAAUCAUUAACAGGAGGAGAAAGGAGACAGAAUGAGAGGAUAAAUGUCAAGACUCAGGAAGAAUUGACAUAUAUCCCAUCCUAAAAUGAUAGAAGUUGAGUUUUUAGUGAGUGGUCAGAGUUGAAUUUAUACAACCAAAGUUCCCAUGUGAUUGUAAUCUUGCCAAAACAUAAUGGACACAUAAAUGAACCUGGGGUAUAAGCAAUAAUAUCCACUAGUGUUUGUUAUCAGCUACUGUAACCAAGUGGCUGGUUCAUUUGGUUGAUGCUGAUUAUGGCCUUUAACUAUGGUGGUUUGUUUCGUGUUUUUUAUUUCACAAAAAGCCAAUAAAAUUGUUUAGCUAUAAAA